GGGUGGACUGGAAUUAAAUUAACAUCCCUUCUCAAAGCAAAUACACAUGAAUCAAACAUCAGUCAGGUUUAAACUUACCUAUCAGUCAUGUACACAUUCCAAGCUCACUAUCACUAUACAUUAAACAUGUUAAAAUGCAAAUUUCUCAAUACUUACUGGUAUAUAAUACAGCAUGUAAAGGGUGUUUGAAAAAAUCUAGAAAACAAACAAAACAGACAAGACAAGCACUGCUUUUAUUCUUCAUUUUUUCCUUCUUUUAAUUUGUUUUCGGAAUUCGCCGUUACUUUACAACAAUAAAAUUCUUUCAAAUUGACGAUACAAGAGAUCAAGUACAAGUAACACAUCAGUGUACAUUACAUUAUCAAUGGUAUGUAAUACUUGUAAAUUUGUAAAUGGACAAAUCAUUAAAAAAAUUGUAACACAAUUAAGCAUUCCAUAAUUGGUGGUGUUUUCAAUAUUUGUCAGACUUACAUGUAUAAGCCUUCAAAUCAAGUACAUAACAAAUCACAUACAUGGCAUAAGAAUGAGAUUUUACACUAAUCUAUCUAUUAAAUCAUAAGACAGUGCAAGGAACAUUACAUGGCACUUUUAUUUGAUUUUAUAGGGAGGGGGGGGGGGGUCUGCACAUUCUAGUUAAAUGCCGGUAUUGUACUUUUAUAACAUCAUCAUUUUCAUAGAAUUUUCUUGAAUUGCUGACCGUUAUGACCCAAAAUAUUAAUUUAUAUAACUGAUUUUUUUUCUCUUGCUUUACUCACUUGCAUAUUUUCCACAAAGAGUGUAAUUUAUAGAAACAUAUUAAAGCCACAUAAAGAUCUUGACCUUGACUAGACUAAAAUCAAAGUUAUUCAGGGUGUAUCAAUAAAAAGGAAACUCUGCUUUCAUGAUUGUUUGUGAGAAAAAAACUAUCAAAUUAAUGAUUAUGAAUCCUAUAUCCCUGAAAAUAUAAUUAUCAUUCAGUUCCACCUGAAUUACGUUCUGAGACAUUCAUGAAUACCACUUUUCUAAAGAAUUACAAUGUAAUAUAAAAUAGUAGAGGGUUCACUAACUUUCAUUGAACAUUGAAUAAACAAGUCAUGAGUGUUCGUCUGGGAAGUGGGAACAUUGCUUUAAAAAUGUUACAUUAAAAACUUAUCAUGUGUUCAAAAUGAAACUGAUCGAACAAAAGGUUCUAGAAUUAGAACACAGAUCAUGAAUCCAAUAUGUACAUGUAGUGCACUUGUGUGUUCGAUUUCCUUUUGAUUUAUUAAUUGUUCAUUACAACAUAUGUGUUUAUAGCAUGUAAUUUACUACAAAUAGGACGCAUCUGAGAAUGAAUCAACAAUGGUACGCCAGGCUUCGCGAUCUGACAUGAGAGUUGGUAAAUCAUGUAACAAAUUAUUUGUAUCUCCACAUAUGUAAUCAAUACAAUUUAAAGGUCUCAGACUCUCCGUCCUCUCGUUUUAUGAGGGAAGCGCAACAAAAGUACAUCAGAAAUAACCGAACAUCAGAAAUUACAGUACAUAAUUUCGUACAAUAUUCAAACAAUAAUAAGAGAUGCUUUCAUAAGAUGUACUUUAAGAGAAGACUCCUUAACGACACUUAUGUGAUAUUUUUUUCUUAGGCAAAGGCAGGCGCCUGGAUUUCUUUUUUUUUUCCGGAUACAUCCAGCAGACACCCACAUAACAGAUUGAAUAUUUCAGAGGUAAAUUAGAGGUCAUUUCAAUAUUGUCACAAGUAACAUUGUUUUGAACAUGACUCAAAGGCCUCAUUAUGCACGGAGGACUGCACAUGAAUGCCUAGUUCAUACUGAUACACAAUGUGAUUUACAAUAUCUCAGGAAAGAGCACCACCUAUGCACCUGUACAAUUCAGACAAUAUGUCUAUAAGCAUUCCAUACCUACAUAAUCGGAAGUUAAUGGUCCAUGAUAAUCUUCACGCUCCAAAUCAUACAACAUGCACUUGCAGAACAUAACAAUGCUAUAAAUAUUCACUCAAGAGGGGGCAGCAUUUCACAAUCAACCCUGUGUAUCAUAGUCUCGUGUAUAUUUUCUGCUAUCCAAUGAUUUGUAGUCAGGUAGUUUCACCUAUUCCCCGAUGACCACAACUGCAAUAUGUAAUGCAAACUUAUUCCCCGAACUGGAGUGUGCACCAAACCCUUCAAGUUCACUUGUAUCGGGGAGUUUACUCCUGCUUGUAGUAAUGCAAAAUCACUCAUGAACAAUGCGUUCACUUUGCACCUUCAAUUUAGGAGCUUCUUCCAAAACUUGAUAUGUUCUUGCUCCCCAAGUGUUUUUUUUUUCACAGAGAUUUGACCUGUAGACUAUCUACAAUAGUGCUAAAAAUUUCAUGAACCCCACCAGAAAAUGAACAUAUUUCAAGUUUUCAAACUUUGCCAUGUUUUAGACAUUUAAUCGUGAAGUCAGGUGAUAAAAUAUUCCAUUCAAUAAAGUCUGGGCUCACUGAACAUUGUAGUGUUGUUGUCUACGUCAUAGAAUCCACGAUGGCGAAUAAGAAGUCGACGUCUUCGUCGGGUUCUGACAGCGAAAAUGACGUUUUACCACCAGCGAAUAUAUGCUUCAUGCACGUUAUACCCAAGGAGAGAGGGCCAGUAAAUUUCUUUCAAGUAAAGAGUUGGAACAAAUUCAAGGAUUGCUGCAUUCGUUGGUGUAGACUACCUGAGACUUUGGAAUAAAAAAUAGCUAUUCGUGCAGCAGAGAAGUUUGCAAUCGAGUUGCAGCCCGACCAGCAAGAUCAGGAUCAACCUAACGUUACAUCUCCUACUUUUUUUACAGAAGAAAUGCAAAAUCUUGCUGAAAAUGGGAUCCAGUGGAACAAUGGAGACAGAGUCAUUACAACAAAAGUAUUUUUGUCCCUUUGUGCACUAGAUAGUGUUGCCCGAUGUCAAAUAGCCAAUAUGAAACAAUAUAACAGUGAAUAUGCACUCACAGAAAUAUUGCCAAUGUUAAGUAAAAAAAUAGCAUGUAAGAAUAAAUUAUACACAAUCUAUGUAAGAUCUGGUAAAAAAUGUCUACUUUGCCAGUUUGUAAGCAUUUAAAAUACAUAUGUGAAUUGUAAAAAGGGUAUUUAACCUCGUUUGGGUAAAUAUUACAUAGUAAUGGAGUCCAAAAUACAUGAUGAUUGGGAAAAGUUUUUCCACAUCCGUGUUAUGCGAAAUGGCGAUUGUGAUUUAUUAUUUUUUUUUACACAAUGGUGUUUUGUUUUAUUGAUGAGCGAAAUACACGGCGAUUGUGAACUUAGAUUUUUUACAUAUCGUGUUUUGUUUUAUUGAUAUGCGAAAUACACGGCGAUUGUGUAUUUAGUUUUUCUACAUAAUUGUGUUUUGUUUUAUUGACACGUGCGCGCAGUGUAAAAUUCAGAAGUUCUUAAUUUUGAAGUACAAAAUACCGUACUCUGGCAACAUGGCGUACGUCGAAACGGUGCUGCGAGGAUGGGGGCUUGGGGAUUAUGUGGACAAAUUUGAAGAUUGAACAAGAUUUUGAAGUAGGCCUACUUCAAAAUGUGGCCAGCAGCAGGUUAUAUCAAAAUUGGAGUAAGACUGCAACCAAACUAAUUGAGUGGUGCCCAAGGAUUGCACCAUAUGCUUUGAAGGACUUACUUGCAGGAGAAGACGACCUUGAGGUAGAUGAACUAAAUACAGAGCAAAAGAACAAUCUAGCCUUUGGCUUGUUACCAGUACUAUUUCCAGGUAGAAGAAAGGGGAAAGGGGGCAGAUAUUCAACCCGGGAAGCACAACUAGGAUUCAUAGAUGUCCAAAAUGAAAACCUUGCACUAGACAAGUUCCUGGAAGAUAUUGUACCUGAAAGUCGACCUCAACCGUUCAUACUAGUCAUUGGGUCUCUCCUUAAACCAGUGCAAAUUUUCAUCAUUGUGGAAAGGCGGGCAUUGGAACAAAGUAGCUUAAUGAAAGCCGUAGAUACAUGCUAUAAAGCAGUGUAUGUCCUGGAUCUAGAAUACCAGCCUCAGUGUUGUGGUGCGUGGGAGUUCCUACAAACAUACAUUUAUGAGAUGAAAGGAGCUGUAAAAUGCAGUGCGAUCAGGGAGUUCAGAAUCUUCGAGACAGCCUAUGAGUCAAUAAUGAAUACCAACAUCUAACUGUCCUCAUGUGAGCUAGCAAGUUUAUUGCCUUUCCAGAUACUUUUGCUUAAGAGAAGUUCCUGUGUUGAUAAAUGUUUUGUUAAACUUUCUCUUUUUUUUGGAGGGGGGGGGGCGGUUAAUUGACAAAGUGAAUGUCAAACUGUAGACUGUUUAGUCGACUCGUUAUCUGAUAUCUGAAGCCAGUUUGCAGCCCGCAUUCAAUAACUAUACUUUGUUUCGCUUCAACUUCAGUAGUGAUGACACUGUUUUGUAGUGUACGCAAUGCUUUACGCACCUGCAAAGUUUCACAGUGAUCCUGGGCCGAGAUCUCGGGGGGGGGGGGGGCACUUGAUGCCCCCCCAAAAAAAUAACGUAGUCUUUUUAGGGUUAAGUCAGAAAGUUGUUUGUUGUAUGAAGUAAGGUCUUAAUUAUUAUAUUUUGUUAAGUUGUUUUCUUCAACUGCUUUUGUUUUUUAAUUGACAAAGUAAAUGUCAAACUGUAGACUGUUCAAACCUGACUUAGUAAAUGUCAACUUGUAGACUGUUUAACCCUUUUCCUUUGGGGGCAGCGGGGGGUCAAUUUGGCCCCCCUCCCUCAACAAUCUGCGUGAUAACUCCACAAUGCGCAUGGGGAGGGGUGGCACUUGAUGCCCCCCCCCAAAAAAAAAAGUUUUCACAGGGCCCAAAAUAACCUAGUCUUUUUAGGGUUAAGUCAGAAAGUUUUUAGUUGUAUGAAGUAUGGUCUUAAUUAUAAGUAAUUUUAUAUUUUGUUAAGUUGUUUUCUUCCAAUGAACUUUUGCUCUAAAGAAGUUCCUAUGUUGAGUGAUGUCAACAUUUUUUUAAACUGCUUUUGUUUUUUAAUUGACAAAGUAAAUGUCAAACUGUAGACUGUUCAAACCUGACUUAGUAAAUGUCAACUUGUAGACUGUUUAACCCUAUUCCAAUGGGGGCGGGUCAAUUUGGCCCCCUCCCUCAACGAUUCACGUGAUAACUCCACAAUGCGCAGUGAUCUCUGCAAGCAUAAUUGAAUUGAAGUAUGAUUAUGCUAAAAUUAAGUCAUUUCAGCCAUUUGAAUUUUAAAAGUGAAUUUUUAUAUUGAUUUAUUGAAACAUAGAAAUAUUGCAUUGAAUUUGUACCCAAAAUCAUGUUUUUUAGUCAUUUUUUGACUUGAUGAAAAGUUUUCAAAGGAUCGUGGCCUUAAAUCUGUAUGUGCAGUCACGAUAAAUUUGGUGUUGACACUGUUGAAAGUUGUGCGAUACUUGUUAAAAAAAAUUCAUGAAAGCUUGUGCCAAGACCACUAUGCAUUAUGGAGAUAUUGUGUGAAUCGUUGAGGGGGAGGGGGUCAUCAAAUAGACCCCCACCCCCCCCCCCCCCCCAGUUGGUUAAGGCCUGAUCUGGGUGGUGAACUUAUAAAGGCAGUUAAAUUGUAUGUAAACUAGAGUAGAAAUGCACCUGUAUGUGAUAUAAUUAUUCUGUGUAUAUUUCAAAACACUUCUCUCAUUUCCAUCAUCUAUAAUGAUUGUUUGUUUGCCCUAAUUAUCGUUAAUAAUUAAAUGACCUGAUAUUUUCAAUAGGUGUUUUAUACUUGACUCAUUAGCUUGUCACCAAAAAGAGAAUUCCAAAGUGUAGGGUGCCUGCAUUUUUCCAAUAGUUCGGAUGUAGAAGCAAUAACAUGCCAUAUAGCCAGGGGAGGCGCCAGGGUGUUUUGGUAGGAGGGGCGAACUUUCCAGGGGGGGGGGGGGGUGACAUCAUAAUAUUUUUUGAAAAUUGAACAACAGGGGUAAAAUCAGGGUAAAAUGGCUUAUACAUGAUUAAAAACGCUAUUUUUACAAUUAUCUACCCUUCACCCUUUCUUUUUCUUCCUCUUUUUCUUCUUUUCUCUUAAUUUUUUUUCUUUUUUUUUCCUACUCAAAAUAUUGCAACCGCAUCUUUCAGCAAUUUACAUGGGAGGCCUACUAGUUUUUCAAAACAUGACUUAAAGUACAUAUAUAAUUUUUUUCCACCAUUUUAUAUUCCUUGUUGUUGUUUUUAUAGAAUCAUCCUAAUUAUUUGUAAAUAUUGUAAUUAAUAGUUAUUUUUUCUAAUCCCUUAUAAUUAUUUGUAUAAA
Lytechinus pictus (painted urchin) is the source of this 6180-nucleotide messenger RNA. RefSeq lists its product as uncharacterized. The coding region runs from base 3445 to 4092 and encodes 215 amino acids. The transcript has 4 exons. Lineage: Eukaryota; Metazoa; Echinodermata; Echinoidea; Temnopleuroida; Toxopneustidae. The record is from RefSeq and is a predicted model, not a curated record.